UAGUCCAAUAAAGUAUCGCGGUGUGCUGAGCGUCCUCAUCGCCUCUUCACUCAGUUGCGGGAUGUUAGUGGCCGACAUACUCGGGCUGCCUGCGUUCUUGGGAAAUGAGAAUUACUGGCAGCACAUGACAUGGCUACUUCUGGCACCCAACUUCGUUUUUUUCUUGUCGUACACGCUGCUACCGGAAAGUCCGCGCUGGCUGGGCCGAAAUGUACGCGGCACUGCAAAAUUAACAGCAACACUCCGACGUCUUCGUCAUACGAACAACGUGGACAACGAAGUAGCGAUGAUAACGAAAGUAGCCAUGAAAACGAAAGUAGCCACGAAAACGAAGUGCAGCACGCAGAAAAACUGUCGCAGAAGCGCGUAUCGAUUCUUGGCCUGUUUCGGGAGCCAUUUCUGCGCAGAAAUAUCACGGUGUGUUUACUGGCCAUCUCUGCCCAGCGGCUUACCGGGUUUCCCGCAAUUUUUGUCUAUUCUACCGAAAUCUUUCGCAUGUGUGGCUUAGCUAAAGAGAUCUCCUCGUAUGGAUCAGUGGCAUUGGCGGGACUUCAAGUUCUGGUGGCAAUCCUUGGUUCACUGUUAUUGGAUAAAGUCGGGCGGCGACCGGUUCUUUUAACCGGUCUCUUCGGCUGUGCCCUCUGUACACUUGCUAUGGUCACCUUUGCGGCACUAUCCGGAUUCAACAUCUGCACUGAGUGCCGUUAUGGGAAUCUGGUCGCGUUAAUGUUCUUUAUGAUUUUCUUCGUUAUCGGACCGGCGAGUGUGCCGUAUCUCCUGCCGGCGGAAAUGUUCGGACUGACAUCGCGACAAUCCGCAUCCGCCUUGGUGCUGGUCGUCAGCCUGGCUCUGUCAACGAUUAUCACGGCGGUCUUUCCUAUUAUGCAAGUAUAUUUGAUGGAGUGGACCUUCACAAUUUUCAGCGCUAUUACGCUAGUGCUGGCACUGUUCCUUUCGGUUACACUGACCGAAACGAAAGGGGAAUCGUUUUUGGAAAUACAGAAAAAACUGGAGGACAAUUUUUUGGGGAAUUAGGGAUAAUGACAAAGGGUCCUCCUUAACGCCUAGCAGCAAUGACAGUACUACCGCAGAGUCUGCUUGAAUCGCUAUAAUAACUGCAGCCUGAACUUCAAGUUCGAAGGAAAGGUUUAAAGUUGUAACUCGAAGAGAAACUGAA
This is a messenger RNA of Paramacrobiotus metropolitanus, 1177 nucleotides long. RefSeq names its product solute carrier family 2, facilitated glucose transporter member 2-like. The coding region runs from base 130 to 1035 and encodes 301 amino acids. Lineage: Eukaryota; Metazoa; Tardigrada; Eutardigrada; Parachela; Macrobiotidae. The transcript has a single exon. Gene Ontology annotation, biological process: monosaccharide transmembrane transport. Gene Ontology annotation, molecular function: hexose transmembrane transporter activity. Gene Ontology annotation, cellular component: membrane. The record is from RefSeq and is a predicted model, not a curated record.